AAGCAGCUUCUCUGUGUGGAACUGGACAGUGUGGAGAUGGUCAGCCUGAGGGAGUUGUGCUCGGGGCUGCCCCUGGACCCUCUGCCCCCCAACAGAAGGAGGAGCAGCCGUGUGUCCCACGCCCCCAUCCGCACCCCCAAGCUCACGCCCCAGGAAGAGAAGGUUGCCGUGAGGAAUUCCUUGCGUUAUUUCCCUCCGGAUGUACACGGGAUCUUGGCCCCCGAGUUUGCGGCUGAGCUGCGGGAGUUUGGCCACAUCUACAUGUACCGCUUCUGUCCCCAGAGUGACCUGAGAGCUCACCCGAUCGAUGAGUACCCGAGCAAGUCGAAGGCAGCAGCAGCGAUUAUGCACAUGAUCAUGAACAACCUGGAUCCCCAGGUAGCCCAGUUUCCCCACGAGCUGGUGACAUAUGGAGGGAAUGGACAAGUCUUCAGUAACUGGGCUCAGUUCUGGAUCACCAUGCAGUACCUCUCGGAGAUGGGCGAGGACCAGACACUGGUGAUGUGUAGUGGACAUCCUCAGGGCUUGUUCCCCAGUGUCCCCAGUGCACCCCGUAUGGUCAUCACCAACGGCAUGAUGGUUCCCAACUACUCUUCGAGGGAGGAUUACGAGAAGAUGUUUGCCAUGGGAGUGACCAUGUACGGUCAGAUGACAGCCGGAAGUUAUUGUUACAUCGGACCCCAGGGGAUUGUUCACGGCACGGUGCUGACGGUGCUGAACGCGGGCCGCCGCUACCUGGGGGAGUCUGGCCUCGGGGGCCGGGUGCUGGUCACCUCCGGCCUGGGCGGCAUGAGUGGGGCCCAGGCCAAGGCAGCCACCAUUACCGGAUGUGUGGGAGUCAUCGCUGAGGUUGACGAGGCAGCGCUGCAGAAACGCCUGCAGCAAGGCUGGUUAAUGCAACUCACCGACAGUCUGGACAAAUGCAUUGCCCAGAUUAGGGAGGCUCGGCGAACAAAAAUGGCCCUCAGCCUCGGUUACCAUGGCAACGUGGUGGAUCUGUGGGAGAGGCUGGUGCAGGAGAGUGAACGGAGCGGGGAGUUACUGGUGGACCUGGGCUCGGACCAGACUUCCUGCCACAACCCCUACAAUGGGGGCUACUACCCAGUUGGGCUGACCUUCGAAGCUGCCAACCAGAUGAUGCACACGGACACAAAACGGUUCCGGACACUGGUCCGGGAGAGCCUAAGGCGACAUGUGGCGGCCAUCAACAAGCUGUCGGAGAGGGGGAUGUUUUUCUGGGAUUAUGGGAACGCAUUCCUCCUGGAGGCCAAGAGAGCGGGGGCUGCUGUGGAGAAAGAUGAAGGCGGGGGCGUGGAAUUUAAAUACCCUUCCUACGUGCAGCAUAUCAUGGGGGACAUCUUCUCGCUAGGAUUCGGGCCGUUCCGUUGGGUCUGCACCUCUGCUGACCCCAGUGACCUGGCGGAGACCGAUGCCAUUGCCACCUCCGUCCUGGAGAAGAUAAUGAGUGAGGAAGAUGCCAGCGACGCAGUGAAGCAGCAAUAUGCCGACAACAUCCACUGGAUCCGGCAGGCCGCCCACCACAAGCUGGUGGUGGGGUCACAAGCCCGCAUUCUCUACUCGGACCAAAGAGGUAGGACGGCCAUCGCAGUGGCAAUAAACCAGGCCAUCGCUGCGGGCAGGGUCAAGGCCCCGGUGGUGAUUAGCCGAGACCACCAUGAUGUCAGUGGCACAGACAGCCCCUUCAGAGAGACCUCCAACAUCUAUGACGGCUCGGCAUUCUGUGCAGACAUGGCGGUACAGAACUUUGUCGGCGAUUCCUUCCGAGGAGCCACGUGGGUGGCUUUGCACAACGGUGGUGGCGUGGGCUGGGGAGAGGCAAUAAACGGCGGGUUUGGGUUGGUGCUCGACGGGUCUGCGGAGGCUGAGGAGCGAGCGAAGAUGAUGCUGGGCUGGGACGUGUCCAACGGGGUGACGCGCCGUUGCUGGUCCGGGAGUGACAAGGCCUACGAGACCAUCUGCAGGACGAUGAGCGAGAACCGGGGCCUGCGGGUCACACUGCCCCACAGGGUGGAAGACGAAGGCAUCCUGGACCGAGCCCUGCAGGGACCGAGGGAACGUCCGCUCCCCACUGAAGGCCUCUGAGAACCAACCUCAACCAAUCUCAUCAAAACAUACCGUCAUGGGUCAUCGGAGCAGAAUUAGGCCAUUCAGCCCAUCGAGUCCACUCUGCCAUUUAAUCAUGGCUGAUCUACCUUUCCCUCUCAACUCCAUUCUCCUGCCCUCCCCAUAACCCUUGACAUCCUUAUUAAUCAAAACCCUGUCAAUCUCCACUUUUGAAAUACCCAAUGACGGCCUCCACAGCUGUCUGUGGCAAUUAAUUCCACCACCCUUUGGCUGAAGAAAUACCUAAACAUCUCCUUUCUAAAGCUGUGUCCUUUAAUUCUAAGGCUGUGCAGAAUCUGGUCCUAGACUCUCCUAUUACUGGAAACGACUUGGCCUCCACUGCCGUCUGUGGCUGCAAACCGCACACCGCAGAAUGCUUUCCUGAUCAGUUUGUCAUUUUCAAUCAGUCAAUGUUGUGAUUCCCUAUUGUAUGGACAUGAUAAGCAGGAGGCCAUUUGGCCCUUCGAGCCUGCCCUUGCACUCAUCGAGAUAUUGGCUGACCUACCUCAGAGCAAUUUCCCAACAUAGCCCAUGAUUUCCUUCUUGACUGAAAACAUUUCAGUGUAUUUAAUUGUCACAAGGGCGGCACAGUGGCGCAGCAGGUAAAGCUGAUGCGUCAACGUGCCAGAGAACCGGGUUUGAUCCCGGCUUCAGGCGUUUGGAGUUUGUGUGGAGUUUGCACGUUCUCCCUGUGGGUUGUGGCUGGGUCAUAGUCACACAGUGUGGAAGCAGCAGGCCCUUUGGCCCAACUUGCCUAUGCCAACCUACAUGCUCCAUCUACACAUCCUAUUUGCCUGCAUUUGGCCCAUAUCCCUCUAAACCUACCCUAUCCAUGUACCUGUCCAAAUGUUUCUUAAAUGUUGCGAUUCUUCAACGUGCUCUGGUUGCCUCCCACAUCCCAAAGAGGUGUGGGUUUGUAGGUUCAUUGGCCCUCUGCAAAUUGCCCCUUAGUAUGUCGGGAGUGGAUGAGAAAGUGGGAUAACAUAGAACUAGGGUGAACGGGUGAUCAUUGGCCGUUGAGGACUCGGUGGGCCGAAUUGCCUGUUUCCGUGCUGGAUCUCUAAACUGAUAUGUACUUGCAACAGAACAAUGAGAUUGUUAUUUGCUGUAGCUUUAACAGGUCUGUAAACGCAAUAACACACAGAUAAAUCUGUAAUAUUUGAUAAACAAUGAAUGAAUAAUCAGUAAUAUUUGGUAACAAUAAUAGUGCAAAGACAAUGUGUCUAACACAGAUAUCUCUAUCCUCUGACAGCAAACUAAGCUGAGAUGAGAAACAAAUAUUCUUGAUUCCCGAUUAACUCUUCCUAAUCUAGAGAAAGUCACAAUUGAUAAAGUGAACAGAACAACAAGAGGAAGGAUUUUCAUUGAGUGUUUGUUGACAAGAAUGCUAACACCCUGAAUGUAAAAGAUCACAGAAAUCCCAGAAUAAAAGCCACAAGUGGAACUA
Messenger RNA from Leucoraja erinaceus (little skate), 3571 nucleotides. RefSeq names its product urocanate hydratase 1 (gene uroc1). Gene Ontology annotation, biological process: L-histidine catabolic process. NCBI's taxonomy places the organism in Eukaryota, Metazoa, Chordata, Chondrichthyes, Rajiformes, Rajidae. The transcript is spliced from 20 exons. Bases 37 to 2103 code for a protein of 688 amino acids. The record is from RefSeq and is a predicted model, not a curated record. Gene Ontology annotation, molecular function: urocanate hydratase activity.